Messenger RNA from Symbiodinium sp. CCMP2592, 4932 nucleotides. NCBI's taxonomy places the organism in Eukaryota, Dinophyceae, Suessiales, Symbiodiniaceae. The record is from the annotation of a GenBank genome assembly.
AUGCACUCCCGAACGGGUGGCGGCACCAGCUCUCGGAUGGAGGAUGACUACACGGAUGCCACUCCUGAUGUGCCAGGACCUGCCCGCGGAGUACGGAUUUGGGAUGCACCACGAGGACCGCCGCCUCCCAUUCCAGUCAACGAACCUCCAGCGAGGGCAUUGUCAUUCCCAGUAGCUGAUGCACUUAUCCGUGAAGGACAUGAUGUGCAGGUAGCCUUGACAGACAUAGAUGCUGACGCCCUGCGAUCGGGCUUCUUGGGGAUUCACCUGCAGUCUCUGCCGACUCGUGGAACAGCCCACCCGUGGGCCCUCUGGUGUGGCAGCGAUGACGGCCCGAUCGAGGAGGCUCGUGCUCGCACGGCGGGAAGGCCAGCAGUCGAGGAUGACGAGGACCCAAUCGCCGACUUCGAUUUCGAUGGGGCCGACAAUAUGGCGGAUCCUGACUGGCUGGGACAUGGCCACUCUGAUGGCCCUGCUACGGCGAGCUCCUCGGGCGGUGGCCUACUUCCGGAUAACUCCACUACCCUGACUUCGCCGGCUGCAACGACUUUGGCUACUCCAUCUGCCAAGGCCAAGCCGAAAGCGAGGCCUUCCAGGAAGUGGGUACAGUACUUGCGGGUCCUACAGAACGUGGCCGGUGCCUGGCAGCCCAGGAAGCGUGCUUAUGCACGAGCCAUUCAUCGUGCAGAGCUCAACCCAUUGCACUCCACGUGGUAUCGUGGAGGCCUGAAUGAUACUUUGUACUAUGAAGUGCUCACAUGGCUUCAGGCUGAGGCAGAGGCCAACCGGGGUGUGGACAUUUGCUUCUUGCAAGAGACAGCCUGGCCUGCAGACUUGGAGUACACCACCAAGUUCACGAACCGAGGUCUGGUCAAUGCAGAUCAGAUCCGGACGGCAGCCUUGAUCCCAGGGCGUGCCCUUCACCUGCGACUGCUACUUGCCACACCGCUAGAUUGCCUUUGCCUCUACCAGCACGCGUGGAACCUCCAGAAGGCGAGUCUGAAAGGCAACAAACAGGAGGCGCUGCUGAAGCUACGCAGGCGAAUCUGGGAGCUACUAGAUGUCUACAGAGCAAAGAACCUCACCCAGAUCAAGGAUCGGCUUGGAACUCAGAUUGACUUUGUCAUCUCUCGGGGCAAUCUGGUCAGGGCCAACCUCCACAAUAAAGCCUUCGCACAGUGCCUGAGAACCCAUGUGGUCCCUGGGCUUCAAACUCUUGCUGAGACAGCCUCCGUUGAUGCUCAACUUCUCGCAGGCUGGAAGGCUACGACCUCGGCGAUGGCCCAGGAAGGGUCAGUGAGAUCUACCAGCCUGGUGGAGGACUUCGAAGGCCAACGACUUGGACAGGACAUGGGACUUUGGAGACGUGAGGGCACCCCCUUUCGCCUCUACUUUCAGGCCUGGAGACUCUCGAGCCGUAUACAGCAACAAGCCAGACAACUUCGGAAGGCCUGCCGAUCCCGGAAGACGGCCAAGAUAGCAGCGGUAGUGCAGGACGCCAACAUUCACCAAGCAGCCAAACAGUUCGCCCCGAAGGUUCCCCGUCGGAGACUCGGAGACUUCAACUACGCCGAUCUGAUGGCAGCCUCCAAACCCAUGAAGAGGAGUUCCAGCAAAUUGUGGAUCAUUUCGAACUUCUCUACAUGGGACCCCGACCUGGCCAUCACGACUGCCGAAAUCCAACAGGCACUCCAACGUCUUCGUCCUGGGAAAGUCCUCCCCUCAUCCAGUGCACCAGCAGCGUUAUGGAAAUUCUUCGCCCCGGAGGUCGUCGAGGUACUUCACAGACAAUUCCAGGCUCACCUCUCAGCCGGCACAACCUCACUCCCCUUGGAGUGGAACCUCAGCGAGUUGGUCCUUCUACCCAAGGCUGGGAAGACGCUACGAUCCCCGGCCCAUUUGAGGCCGAUAUGCCUUCUUCCUCUACAAGCCAAAGUCCUUGCAGCAGUCCUUGCAGGUCGGUUACAACCCUUCGCGGUGGACUACCUACACGAGGUCCCGCAAUUUGCCUAUGUACCACACCGUACCCUCCAGCAAGCGUUGGAUCGGGUUCUCAGUCACUGUGCUGCCGUUCGCACCCUGAGUACACAGAACCAAAAUGACCCACAUGCUAGGCGGCAAGGCAAGACAGGACUUCAAGUAUGCGGAGGCCUUCAGUUGUCCCUUGAUAUCACAGGGGCGUAUGAUUAUGUGCCGAGACAAGAUUUGGAGGCGGCCCUGAGGGCAGCUGCAGUUCCGGACUCCCUGAUCCAAGCAGUGCUGCUCAUCCACGCCGAAGCGCGACUCCAAAUCCAACAUGGAUCCCAGCAGCUGCACGACCCUGAGAUGCUUGACAUCGCCCGGGCUGGCACAGUCUACGCAGACGACAAGCAUUUCGCGUGGCUACUCAGGACUGGCAGGGAUGUGGAGAAAGCCUACGCCGCGGUUCGCUAUGUGCUCACCUCACUCCACCGGUACGUGGUGCGACUCAAGGAUGGCCCUCACCUCAAGUUCUCCAUUGAUGGCUCUCCGGUCUAUAUCAAGGUAGUCCAGAAGCAUGUGCUAGGUAUCGUACUCCGCAAUCGCUCGAUUCCUCAAAGACUCCGACUUCAGCUCUGGCAGGGCUGCAUCUGGCCGGCCCUUCUCCAUGGCCUCGAGUGUACCGGCCUUCCUCUAGCCGAAAUGCAGGCUCUGCAAACACAGCUGAUUGUCCAAGCCCGCUCUCUUGUGCGCUCGUACAGCAUGUUCACGAGGGAAACCAAUGUGGACUUUGUCAAGAGACUGCAGCUCCCCUCGCCGGUCCAGCGCCUACAACGAGCUUUCACCCGACGUUUGGAACUUGAUGCACACCUAGGUCCAUCGCUCCAGCUCACUGAUGAGCAGCAGCAGUGGCGGCAUUUGGUGAGAGGGCAGCUGUUUGCUACGAUGGCCAACCUCUGGCAGCCCCAGUGUCUUGUGCCCUCUCAAGAAGCCAAAGCCAGAGUGGUUUGUGUGGAGAAGGUCCUACAUGAAACCUUUGAGUGCGAGAUCUGUGGCCAGUACUUCAUGUCCCAAGCUUCUCUAGGCCACCAUCAGUACAGCAAGCACUUUGCCGACCAACAGGAAGCCCGUGAUGUAGAGAGGGCACAGGCGCGCAAGACCUCACCUAUGGAACAUGCAUUGGACCGCCCUGAAGUCACAGUACUCCCUCUUUUGAACGAGUCGCUUGUGAACUCGGAGACAUUACUCUCCCUUGCCAAGGACAGUGACUGGAAAGUUCUAGCUCAGGCUGAGAUUGAGAUCACUCGGAACAAGAUCGGUAUUCAGAACCCUUGUCAGUACUGUGGUCAGAGCUACACUCGCAAAGAGGGGGAGGGACCACUCCCCAUGGAGCUCCAGGACCUACGGGAGGCCACGAAGGAGCUGCACAUGAUCCAGGGCAUGGUGAGAGGACUGGAGGACCCGUUCGCCCUCUCGGACCAACUGGAGGACGACAGACCUCAGAAGUGGCAGCGCCAAAACCGGUUGGAGCCCCAAAGCGAAGGCAAGGGCGGCAAAGGAGGCAAGGGCCAGAAGGGGGGCUCACGCUCCUACAGAUCCUGGCCCAACAAGCAAGGCCAGAGGCCACAGAAGGGAGGACCAUCGACUCAGAACCCCCAGGGCCAGCAGGACUCCCAGAUCGGCGACAGAAGGCUGGAGGAACUCCAAGCGGUGGUGAACCUCCUCACGACAAUCGUCCUUCGACAAGAAGUUCAACUCAACAUCUUCCACCAGGACACAGCCUAUGUCAUGUUUCUACAGGCUCAAGGACCGGGCAACUUGGCUCAGAGCCUGUAUGCGGUGGGGUCGGGCUGGCAUCGCACGAAGGAGCAAUCACCGGAGCAGCUGACAUCACCCAUGAGAGUGGUACUGUUCCAACAUGUGCUGGAGCGGGUGGCGAAAGGGUUCGAGGAGAUGAUGGCCUCCCCUUCAUCCCGGUCGAAGGCCAUCGAAAUGGAGUGGCUGACCAAGGACGAGUCGCUGGUACAGGCGAUGCGGUGGAGCCCCACGGAGAACAGGCAUGUGGUGGCGGAUGCACAGACACCCAGUACGAUCCGCCAAGCCCUCCAGGAGCUCUUCAUCCUCAGCUCGCAAGACUUCGUUGUCACACGGUUCCAUGGGAUGAGAAAGUUGGCGGAGGAGUACGAAGCUCCAAUCCUGGGUAUGUUCCUCGAGGUGGGCAACCGGGUGGAAGCAGCGCAGAAAGCCUGGCGAUCCCUGCACCAAUUGAGCGCCUUGAGCAAGAGAUUGGCCGCCCUGACGCGGGCCUCAGACUCCUUGGUGCACUUGUGGAUGCACCCAGUUUGGCUCUCGGUCGUCAAGGGAUGGCGAUAUCCGAGCAGACAGCAUGAUGUGGCGGAGUUUCUGACCUUCCUUUGUGAAGGCUCUCUGCUGGAGGUAGACCGCAUUUCGCUACUCUGGCAAUCCAGGGGCCUAGACGAAGGUGUGCCCCGCACUUUUGACGCUGGUGGCUCAGCUCCUUUGCUCUUGCCACCUCCGGGCAAUCUUGAAGAUGAUUGUAACUGCUUGACUUCUGUUGGUUUUCUGCUUCGGAAGUGGCACGAGCAGGAGGAAAAGCAUGCAGCCUUAGUUCCGACUCCGAUAGUCAUUUUGCAAAUCAGUCGAUUCCACUAUGCAACUGACAGACCGAGAGCGAGUAAGCGCCGUUACGAGGUUGAUCCUGAUCCUUUCAUUGGGAUUCCUGUCUUCACUGAUGGACUCCACUGUCAGUCUGCAGAGUAUCGACUCAAUUCUGUUAUAGUGCAUCUGGGCGAGGUCCCGGAUAUGGGUCACUACCAAACUCUCCUCUAUUGUGCGAUGUCUUCUAGUUUCAUGCUUGCCGAUGAUGGAGUGCCUGCUGUGCGAAUCUCGCGACAGCGGGUAAACUCCUUGAGAAGAGAUGUUUACUUGUUUGUGUAUGAGAGAGUGGUGUAG